Messenger RNA from Didymodactylos carnosus, 576 nucleotides. The record is from the annotation of a GenBank genome assembly. NCBI's taxonomy places the organism in Eukaryota, Metazoa, Rotifera, Eurotatoria, Philodinida, Philodinidae.
AUGGUUCUUCAUUAUGAUCCAACAACAAAAGAGCAAUCAAAAGUUUGGGUGUCACAAACUGAUCCUCGACCAACCAAAGUUCAUCGAUACAAAAGUUCAGGCAAGCGAAUGGUGGCGAUUUUCUUCAUGAAAUCCGGUUUAAUCAAGUCCAUACCAUUAGAACGUGGUGGAACGGUAACAAAGAGAUGGUAUGUCAGUAGCUGUCUACCACAAGUCUUCGAAACAGUAUCGGAAUGGCGACAAAAGACUGAUCUUCGUGGUCUCAUUUUGCAUGAUGAUAACGCGAGGCCGCAUAGAGCCGGAAUUGUUAACGAAUUUCUGGCCGAAAAUCGUGUUGAACUAUAUCAAAAUCCACCGUAUUCUCCAGACCUAAGUCCGUGUGACUUUUUGUUUGCAAAACUCAAAAAUCAACUACGUGGAAUUCGAUUCGACGACGACAAUGCAAUGCUGAAUGCGUUAGAACAAGCCAUUGGCAACCUCACAAAGGAUGAUUUCAAAAACUGCGUUGAUGACUGGUUUAUCCGAAUGCACAAGUGCAUUGAUGCUGAUGGACAGUACUUUGAAAAACUACAUUAG